AUGGACAUAGAAAAAUGUAGGUGCUACUACAAAAUACUUAACGUCCAAAACAAUGCUACUUUAGAGGAGAUUAAGAAAAGCUAUAAAAAAAUAAUACUACAAUAUCAUCCAGAUAAGAAUGCACAUUUGCCUGAAGAAGAGCAAAGAAGAUGCACAAAUAUAUUUAGAUGUGUUCAAGAAGCAUACGAAUGUUUAAUUGAUGAAAAACGUAGAAAAUGGUAUGACAAAAAUAGAUGGCGUAUUAUUAGGGGGAAAGGAGAUGAAGAAGAGGCGGAUGAAGCUGCAUGUGGACCAAAUGGACAGUGGGAAAGAAGUACGAAGGACGUGAACAGGUAUUACAGUGGUAGCAGAACAAAGAUAAAUAUAUGGGAAUACUUUAGCAAUAACUGUUACAACGGAUUUGAUGACAAGGAAGAGAACAAUUUUUAUAAUGUGUAUAAAAAAUUAUUUGAAAAUAUAAUAAAAGAAGAAAAUGAAGAAUUAACAUGGAGUUAUAAUAAUAGACAUAAAGAAGAUAAAGAAGAAAAAAUUAAUGCCCCAAGCUUUGGUAAUUCGAAGACGAGUGGAAAAGAUAUAGAUGAUUUUUAUGAUUAUUGGACAAAUUUUUCAACAGUAAAAAAAUUUGAUUAUUAUUAUGAGUACUUAAAAAAUGCUGAGUUUGAAAAUAGGAAUGUUAGGAGGAAUUUAAAGAAAGCAGGGGAAAAAAGAAGCAUAAAAGAAAGAAAGGAAUACAAUGAUAAUAUUAGAUCACUUGUACAGCAUUUAAAAAAACAUGAUAUACGUUAUUUAAACAGAGUCGUUGAAAUUGCGGAGGAAAAAAGAAAAAAAAUUGAAGAAAUAGAAAGGCAUAAAAAGCAGCAGAUGAUGUUAAAAAGAAAACUGCUGUUUGAGCAGAAUAAUUUUAAGCGGGAAUAUUUGGAGCAUAAGGAAAAUGAUAACUCAAGUGCUCGCUGGUCCUCAUCUAAUGAGGAUAAUUUCGAAAAUAAAGGACAAUCCACUUAUAAUGGGUGCACAUAUGGGGAAGAAUUACGUAGGAAAAACCCCGAUCAAAAGAAAGAAGAAAAGGUGAAAAAAGGCGCUAAUCCUAAUGAAGGGGAUGUUAAAGCGGCUGUUUCGAGCAUCGAAGCUAAGACCACGAACGCUGCUAAUGCUACGAAUGCGGUUUGCACUGCUAGUGAGCAUAAAAAGAGAAUGCAUACGGGAGAUGACAACGACGACGAUGAGGAAGAUACAAUUGUUUACAAUAAAAUUAUCUAUAGAUGUGAUGUAUGUAGAAAAAAUUUCAAAAGCAUGAAGCAAUACACUUCUCAUGAGUCUUCGAAAAAACAUUUAACCAACUUUUUGAAAAAUGCGCAAAAGUACGAAUUGAACGGUAUUUUUAGAGAAGACGAAGGAGGUGAAACGGGAAAGGAGGUACAUAAAGAGGUGCAGCAAAAAGAUUGGAAAGAGGUACAGAAUGACGUAUGUGAAGACGUGGAGCAAGAAGUAGGACAAGAGAACAGUUCUGAAAUACGAGACGAGGAAAAAAGUAAAGCAGAAGGAAGCGUAAAGAAAGAGAAGAAGAAGAAGAAGAUGAAGAUGAAGAAAAAGAAGGAGGAGAUGGAAAAAGAAAACACACCUUAUUGUAGAAAUACACAAAAGGAUACGAACUCUGCCGAGAAGUCUUCAAAUUCUAAUGAGGAUUUAUUAUCAUGGUAUAAAAAUGGCAAAAAGAAGAAUAAAGAUAUAUUCCUACAAGCAGAAAAGAGUGUGUUUGAGAAUAAGGAUUCUUUACAUGAGGACCUGAAGGUUAGCAAUUCUAGUAGUGAUUAUUAUGAAACAUCAAGAAGAAAGAAAAAAAAACCCAAAAAAAAAAAAAAAAAAGAAGGUAUGAAUACAAUUAAUAAGGAAGUAAACAAUCCUUCUAAAAUAAAUAAGGAUGGUACAAACAAACAAAAAGUGAAUGGUCAAACAGAGUGUAAAUUAAAAGAGAGCAUAAACAAAAAUCAGUGCAAAGUAUGUAAUGAAACUUUUAAUUCUAGAAAUAAAUUAUUUGAACACAUACAAACGGAAGGGCAUGCAGCAUAUAAGGACAUGACCAUACCUACAAAAAUGAGUAAAAAUAGGAGGGAACGUUAA
This is a messenger RNA of Plasmodium malariae, 2118 nucleotides long. RefSeq names its product DnaJ protein, putative. The transcript has a single exon. Gene Ontology annotation, molecular function: nucleic acid binding; zinc ion binding. The record is from RefSeq and is a predicted model, not a curated record. Gene Ontology annotation, cellular component: cytoplasm. Lineage: Eukaryota; Apicomplexa; Aconoidasida; Haemosporida; Plasmodiidae. Bases 1 to 2118 code for a protein of 705 amino acids.